Molecule: messenger RNA, 534 nt
Organism: Rangifer tarandus platyrhynchus (Svalbard reindeer)
Lineage: Eukaryota; Metazoa; Chordata; Mammalia; Artiodactyla; Cervidae
Source: the annotation of a GenBank genome assembly
AUGCCAGCAGGAAGGUUCUUUCCAUUGCUUGUGUCUUGUCCAUCCGUGAGUGCAAGGUUCCUCCAGGGGAGUGAGGUCAUCAUGGCUCUGAAGUCUCUAGUCGUGUUGCCACUGCUGGUCCUGGUGCUGCUGCUGGUGUGGGUCCAGCCUUCCCUGGGCAAGGAAUCUGCAGCCGCCAAGUUUGAGCGGCAGCACAUGGACCCCAGCCCGUCCUCUGCCAUCAGCUCCAACUACUGCAACCAGAUGAUGCAGAGCCGGGACCUGACCCAAGAUCGGUGCAAGCCGGUGAACACCUUUGUGCACGAGUCCCUGGCCGAUGUCCAGGCUGUGUGCUUCCAGAAAAAUGUUGCCUGCAAGAAUGGGCAGUCCAACUGCUACCAGAGCAACUCCGCUAUGCAUAUCACAGACUGCCGUGAGACAGGCAGCUCCAAGUACCCCAACUGUGUCUACAAGACCACCCAGGCGGAGAAACACAUCAUUGUGGCUUGCGAGGGAAACCCUUACGUGCCAGUCCACUUCGACGCUUCAGUGUAG